Sardina pilchardus (European sardine) is the source of this 1863-nucleotide messenger RNA. Its product is annotated as protocadherin 18-like. The coding region runs from base 1 to 1161 and encodes 386 amino acids. Gene Ontology annotation, molecular function: calcium ion binding. The transcript has 9 exons. Gene Ontology annotation, cellular component: plasma membrane. The record is from RefSeq and is a predicted model, not a curated record. NCBI's taxonomy places the organism in Eukaryota, Metazoa, Chordata, Actinopteri, Clupeiformes, Clupeidae. Gene Ontology annotation, biological process: homophilic cell-cell adhesion.
AUGGCCUCGUCCGGAAGCUCGCUCAUCGACGUCAGCUACAAUCUGAAGACACACACGGACCUGUUCUCCGUGGACACCUCCGGUUCCGUUCGUACUCUGGUGGAACUAGACAAGGAGGAAAAGGAGUUCUAUGCCAUCUCUGUGGAGGCCACUGACACCAGGGUUCCCCCUAACACCGCCCUGACUGUGGUGACGGUUCAGGUGGACGAUGUGAAUGAGGUGCCAGUGUUUGACCGUGACCUCUACAGCGCGGAGAUCUUCAGCAUUGCCCCGUUCAAGGACUCUGUCGUCAAAGUCAAGGCCACAGACCCUGAUGUGGGGGAGACACUGAGUUACUCCCUGGUGGAGCCCAGCUCCAUGUUUGCUGUAGAGCCCUCUAGUGGUCAGGUGUAUGUAGUGUCAGUAGCUGGUGAGAGUGGGAAGGUGAGCCUGCAGGUGAAGGUAGAAGACCAGCAGGGACUCUAUGCUACAACAACAGUGGAGGUAACCGUAAAGGAAAGUAAAGAUGACAAUGUUGUGGUCAUCUAUCUUAACCAGCCAAUCAACGUAGUGGAGGAGAAAAGAUCACAGUUGGAGGAGUCGUUGGAGAGAGUCUUGGGCUGGACAGUGACGGUGAUCAGCAUCGCCAAUAGCAACGGCGAGGCUACUGACCGUCGUUCACUCAGCAGUCGCGCAGUCAGGACGUAUGUUGGCUUUGUUGCCAUGGAUGCCAGCGGUACCAUCCAGUCUGCCAAGGAGGUCCAGAGGAAGCUUACAGAUGAGAAGGAGAAGGUUCAGGCUGAGCUGGAGCAGGUGUUUGGCUCUGGGUUGGAGCACGAGGUGGAGAAGAGCACUGGGGGAGCUGAGUCAGGCUCAAUGGUGGCCAUCAUACUCGGGGUCCUGUUGGGACUGACCAUGGUGGCACUUGUAGUUGUUGUGACUGUCUCAGUGAUAAAAUUUAAGAAAAUAAAAAAUGUGGAAGAUACGGAUAAGGAAUCUUUUCAAAUCAAGAGGAUGUCUGAAUCUUCAUUAAGUUCAGCUGAAAAUGAGCCUGCAGAAAAGAAUGAGAGAACCCCACAAAGUCAGGGUAAAGCACUAAAUGACAACAAAGUUGAUGGAGAGGACUCAAAGGACCAUGAAAAUGAAGGGGAAGAGGAAGAGGAAGAUAGUUCAUCUCUUUAAACUCUCAUUUCAUAUAAACAGUCUCUCUAUCUCUCUCUCUCUCUCACACACACACACACGUCACACACACACAUGAAUUGAAUUACUGCCUCCUUGUCGUCUUAUCACAUGAAGAAAUUCCUUGUGCACUGACUGUUGACACUACAAGUUGCUGUUUAUUUACAUGGUAUAUUGGCCUGCAUUUCUAGUGAUUGCCUGAAAGACUGACCUCUAACAUAAAACACAUGCACUGCACAUCUAUCUGGCAUUGACAGAAACAUCUGUCAGUCUAUCUUUUUGUGUUUUAUGCGUAUGUCUCCCUCACUGUUUGUCUGACUGAUUCCAUAUUUGUUGUCAUGGUACGAACCCUAGUUUGAUAUUGUUUGGAUAAGAAAUGCCAAAUGUAUUGUUAAACAUCGUUAAAAGAAGCACACACUUUUGCCACUCCAGCCACUGUGGCCACGUCCCCCUCUCACACAGAAGAGAUCUCACUAGUGCAGCAUUGAAGCAGUGUACACACGGGUAGUCCAGCAGGUGCUGUUUAGAACAGUCUGAUCUCAACGAUAUCACGCGUACUACUGUAUACUACUAUAAUAUUGUGAUAUUCAAUAUAUCUGGAAUAUUUUCCCCUACCAUCCCAUUUUUAAAGCAGGCCCUCCUGCAGACUUUUAAUUGUUUUUUUAUUUAUUUAUUUUUAAUUGGGAGGUUUUCUACAGAAAUAAC